Molecule: messenger RNA, 2461 nt
Organism: Suricata suricatta (meerkat)
Lineage: Eukaryota; Metazoa; Chordata; Mammalia; Carnivora; Herpestidae
Gene: TTC39C
Product: tetratricopeptide repeat domain 39C
Exons: 15
Coding region: 209-1777 (522 amino acids)
Biological process (GO): cilium assembly; otolith morphogenesis
Molecular function (GO): protein binding
Source: RefSeq, a predicted model, not a curated record
GGCCCUGGCCGGCAUCAACAUGCUGCUCAACAACGGCUUCAGGGAGUCGGACCAGCUUUUCAAACAAUACAGGAAGGAGGCUCUCGUUCACACAUGUUUAUUGAACAGAUACAAGAGCAAGGGGAUGGAAACGUUGCCGUUACUUGUCGCUGUCACGGUAGGAGUAGAGAUGAAUCUUUCAGUCUCUCAUUGAAAUCAUAGCCCAUUGAUGAGUUUUGGAGCCAGCUUUGUCAGUUUUUUGAAUGCCAUGAUGACAUUUGAAGAAGAAAAAAUGCAGUUGGCAUGUGAUGAUUUAAAAACUACAGAAAAGCUGUGUGAAAGUGAGGAGGCUGGAGUUAUUGAAACCAUCAAGAAUAAAAUUAAGAAGAAUGUCGAUGUCCGAAAAUCGGCCCCUUCUAUGGUUGAUCGGCUUCAGAGGCAGAUAAUCAUAGCUGACUGUCAAGUUUACCUGGCUGUGCUCUCGUUUGUAAAACAAGAACUGUCAGCCUAUAUAAAAGGUGGGUGGAUCCUUAGGAAAGCCUGGAAGAUUUACAAUAAAUGCUAUCUGGACAUCAAUGCCCUCCAGGAGCUAUAUCAGAAGAAGCUAACUGAAGAGUCCUUGACUUCUGAUGCUGCAAAUGAUAAUCACAUUGUGGCUGAAGGGGUGUCUGAGGAGUCUCUAAACAGACUGAAAGGUGCUGUUAGCUUUGGAUAUGGCCUUUUUCACCUUUGCAUAUCCAUGGUGCCCCCCAACCUGCUCAAAAUCAUCAACCUGCUGGGUUUUCCUGGAGACCGCCUGCAAGGGCUUUCUUCACUGAUGUAUGCAAGCGAAAGUAAGGACAUGAAGGCCCCUUUAGCUACAUUAGCUCUGCUCUGGUAUCAUACUGUGGUCCGCCCAUUUUUUGCCUUGGAUGGCAGUGAUAACAAAGCAGGCCUGGAUGAAGCAAAGGAAAUUCUUCUCAAAAAAGAAGCUGCUUAUCCAAAUUCUUCCCUCUUCAUGUUUUUCAAGGGACGUAUACAACGAUUAGAGUGUCAAAUCAACAGUGCCUUGACUUCAUUCCACACUGCUUUGGAACUUGCGAUAGAUCAGAGAGAGAUCCAGCAUGUCUGUCUGUAUGAAAUCGGUUGGUGCAGCAUGAUAGAGCUGAAUUUCAAGGAUGCAUUCGAUUCCUUUGAGAGGCUGAAAAAUGAGUCCCGGUGGUCCCAGUGCUAUUAUGCCUAUUUAACUGCAGUUUGUCAGGGAGCCACUGGUGACGUGGAUGGGGCGCAGAUAGUGUUUAAAGAAGUUCAGAAACUCUUCAAAAGGAAAAACAAUCAAAUUGAACAAUUCUCAGUGAAAAAGGCAGAGAGGUUUCGGAAGGUAGCUCCAACCAGAGCGCUGUGUGUGCUGGCCUCCAUCGAAGUGUUAUACCUGUGGAAAGCCCUUCCCAACUGCUCCUUCCCCAACCUGCAGAGGAUGAGUCAAGCUUGCCAUCAAGUGGACGAUCCAUCUGUCGUUGGAUUAAAGUAUUUGCUUCUUGGUGCCAUACACAAGUGUCUGGGAAAUUCGGAAGAUGCUGUUCAGUUCUUUCAGCGCGCUGUUAAAGAUGAGUUGUGUCGUCAGAAUAACUUCUACGUCCAGCCAUAUGCCUGCUAUGAACUUGGCUGUCUCCUAUUAGACAAACCGGAGACUGUAGCAAGAGGCAGAGCUCUACUUCUUCAAGCAAAGGAGGAUUUCUCUGGCUACGACUUUGAAAACAGAUUGCAUGUCCGCAUCCAUGCUGCUCUGGCCUCUCUGAGGGAGCUGGUUCCUCAGUGAUAGACUCGGAGUUCCUGCUCUGUCCCUCCCCACCAGGUUCUGCACUUUAAAAUAAAAGCAGAGGACACAGCUCUUCCGGAAGCCCGAAGACCGGCUUUUCUUCUGAAAACCACCUGUGCCAGGGACACAUUUCCCAGUUAGGCCGACAUAGUAAAGACCUCCUCUUUUAAACAUAUAGCUACAAAGUAAUAAUAAUGAGGGUACUAGUAACUAUAACCACCUGGGGAGAGGGUUAAGUGACCUUGUUCAAACAUUUUAGUUUUGUGAUUUAUUAUUUUUAAAAUAAAAGCAAACUAAAUACUCAACCUGUGAUCUUCUAGGAAUGCCUACCUUAAGCACACAUCCAACGCAUAACACUAGGAGGCACCUGUAAAAUUAUCAGCAGUAUUAUGACAUAGCCUUUAUAUUGUGUUUUGAAAAAAAUAAAAGUGCUUUCUAGCGUUUUACUUUAUCCUCUACCUUGUGAAUAACACAGCACAGAUAUUCUUAUUCCCUUUGUCCAGACAAUGAAACUCAGACACAAAAAGGCCAAUUGACUUAUCCCAAUCGAUUAUUCCUGUUAUCAGUGGAGCAGUGAAUAGAACGCAGACCUCCUGACCACAGAAUAUUCUUGUAAAACAAAAUGUGUUAAUAACCCAGAAUUUCAUGUUUUCCUUAUUAAAAUGCAAAUGCUCUUCAGCUGAA